AGUAUUUUCCAUAAUGCAGGCAACAUGGUCUGCUUACGACUCGAAUGCACAUCAGUGUUUCUCUUCAUAUCAUUUGGAUUGUUAACGGCGCAGACCAACGUAUGCCCACCAGACUCCGAAAACAUAACACAACGUGCAUUUGGAUGGUUCAACAACCGCGCUUACCUACAGCAGGGCAUUUGGUACACCAUUGCCUGUCCAACAUUCCGUCCUGGAGAAAAACUGGAUAAUGUGGUAUGGCGCAAAAGACCGAAUGCUGAACAUCCGACGACAGUCAGUCUCAUUGGCCGUGAUUUCCACAAUCCUAACAAUAACUACGCCGAUAGCGACAGAUAUGAUUUGGGGCCCGAUGUCAGCCUGCUCAUCAAAGGCGUUGAACCAGGUGACGAAGGUCAGUAUAUUUGCCAAGUCAUACCUGCAGAGACGAGACACAGAGAUGAGGAGGUAGAUCUUCUUGUUGUUGGUGACACCUUCCCACCUAGCAGUGGAGAAUCAUCUACCACCAGUUUCUUGCAAGGACGCAGACAGACGCUACCGUGUCAGUGCGCGUCACAUCCCAACGCAUCAUCUGUAGUGUACUGGUCAAUGGGAGAGGGCAUCACUACAGAUACAGAGAUCAUUGGUGCACGUUUCUCUGAUGGCGCCACCCUGCAGAUUCAACAUGGCGCCGAUUACAGCAUUGGUAGCGACGCUUCACUUACAGUCAACUCCCUGAAUGAUGUACAUGAUAACCAGCGAUUCUGGUGUCAUGUAUUCCAGUCAAAUGAGACUCUAAAAAAUUGCUACACUGAUGUUGAGAAAACAGUUGCUGCAGAUGUGAGACGUCCUACUGAUGAUGCUCUAGAGGCUUCCGAAAAGGCAUUCUACCUGCAAAAAGGACGACGGCAGGUUCUCCCUUGCACGAACUGGACACCGGGCACAGCAACCUGUGCAGUUCAGUGGCUGAAGAUUGACACCACAUACCAGGCUAUCCUCAAUUACACCUUGUCGACCAAUCGGGUGGAAGUGGUCACAGGUUACAAACUGGCCAGUAAUUUCGGUCUCGAUAUCGCCUCAGCCAAUGAUUCUCAUGCUGGGAGGUACCAGUGCAUCUCUGCAAAUUCCAACAAGGUUGAGGAAAUCCAAGUUCGUGUGACAGGAGACAGAUUUCCACUCGAUGGCGGGAGAGCUACUGCUGGUGAAGCCGUGUACUUUGAAUCCGACAGAAAACUGACACUAACGUGCCCUGCCGAUUUCAAAAUCUCCUGGACAACCGAAGCCCUUAUUAUCUGGUCGUACGGAAAACCCACGGAGGAGAACACUGCUGUCAUUGGCCAGCUGAGUCUACCAGAUGGCACCAAGACACUGUCUGAUUUGAAAGACAAAGGCUGCCUCGGCAUUACCUCUGAGGGGUCCCUCAUUCUGAAUAAUUGCUCUCAAGAUGGUGACGUCAGAUACUGGUGUCAUGUCUUCCAAUAUAAAGAGGGGGUUAUCAGAGCAUAUGUGGAUUCGAGGAUUAAAGACACUGAAGUUUCUGACAGGAAUCCUGGGUCACCCUACAUUAUCCCAGUCGUUAUUGGAGUUUGUGUGUUCGUCAUUGCUCAUGCUCUGUUGAUUUUCGUGCUGGUAGUCCGGAAACGAUGGAAACAGUCUGCAAAGUACAAAAGGGCGAAGCAAGAGCCCGUGAGACAUUACGAUGUGUCAAAGAUUGCUGAAAGAAUUAAAACUUUUGUGAAGAAGACAUUUGGCCGAGUUCCCAUUACACCCCGCACUGCUCAGACUGACGGAGACAAAGCCCCGAUGGAUAAGGUGUACAUCCCCACAGAGAUGUUCGUCAACGUGCCGUUUGCAGAUGGUUGUGUAAGAUGUAAGUUACUCUCAGAAUCACAACUACUCGAUGAUGGGAUCUCAGAACUGGCCAAUAGGCAUGUUCUUAUUAGUGGUAAAUCAGGCUGUGGUAAAACUACCAUCUUGGGUAGAGUGAUUUACGAUUGGUCUUUGGGCAGAAAGGAUACAUUGCUGGCUGAGAAAAAGUUAGUCUUUCUGCUACCAGCCGGGCUCUUAACUCAAACCAGAAAUCUUGGCCAAGCAGUUGUUCAACACAUGCUACCUUCACACCCCGCCACAUUGGCAACGUUCAUUAAUGAGUACUGUUCAAACAAUCCCAGUGACGUUGCCAUAUUAGUUGAUGGUUGCAAUGGCAAGCAGGAUAUAGCAACUGUAAUGAGGAUAUCGGAAGACCAAGGUCUUCUUGAAUGUCACUUGAUCAUGACCACAAGAAAUGCAAAAAUUGCUCAAGAUGCGUGCAAACAAUAUAACAUGCGCUCUAUCACAAUCUCUGGCUUUGCACCAGACAAUGUUUGUAAGUACGUUGAAAACAUUAUUCAUAUCAUACGUGAUAAAUCGAAUAACAGAAACACAAAACAAAGAGACACAACUAUCGAUAUCGAUGACUCACAUCCAAGCACUUCGUUAGACUCUCUGCAUGAAAUAACAGGGGAGGAAAAGGCUGAAAUCUCCCCAACGCUUCAACUUUCCCCUGAUGAGUCUUACAAAAAAAGGCAGGGUGAAACUCCAACAAGGACUACAAGCGCAAUACACAGUGGAUCAAUUAUUGAAAGCUCAAGCACAGUUUCAAAAGAUAUGCCAAAAGCAAUAAGCACGGAAAAGGACAGAAUUUCACCUAAUUAUAAUCUUGGGAAGUAUUUAGAGGAGGGUAUUUUACCACCUGAGGUUGUUUGUCUACCGGGUAAUUUAGCGGCUCUUUGUCAAUUAUGUGUGUGGACGAACGGGGGCGCCUUUCACUCUGCGAAUACCAUGAGUGAUAUUUUCUACGAAUUGGUGAAAUGCCUAUUUGAAAGGGGUAAAGUAACAAAUGGUGACAAGUCAGUGAAAAACAACGAGUCAAUGGGAAGAAAAGAGGACGAGGAAGCUUCCAUUGGCAUUGGAUCUCGUCUUGAAACUCUGACAAAAAGGCAGCUUCACAUAGUAACAGAACUUGGCAAGGUGGUUCAAUCUAAGAUCGCUGAACACUAUGAAGGUCCGUUGGCAUUAUCAGAGUCGGAUUUCCUCAACACUGACCAGGGAAAUAGCGUUCUGGAAGCUGCAAUCGAAAUGGGCAUGCUGUGUCAUGUAGAAGAUAGGAACUGGAACUUUGACAUGAAUGCCAUGAAGGUGGAUUCAGACUCAGAGUAUCCGAAACAGGUGUCAAAAUCGAGCAAAAUUCGAUCAUUCCUCAGUAGGAAACAGCGCGUUCUGAAUGAGCCGGAGAUACCACUCAUUAAAUGUGACAGAAAAGUGCACUUCAUCCUUGAGAUACUUGAACACUUCUGCGUUGGUGUGUACAUGGCUCACUCGACUGAAGGCGUAGGCAAAUGGUUGGAAGACGUUUCACGUGUUAUUGGAAUAGAAGACAGUCUCGACAAGAUUUCUAGUUUCAUUAACUUUGCCUGUCGGGAGGGCAAGCCUGGUGAUCGAUCUGCUGUGUUUGAACAACUUGUCAAAAUUGUGAAUACAGGACGAAAAAAGUCAAGCCUCCUAGAAGACGUGCACCUUGUCCAAAAAUGCCAGGAGUUAUGUAUGCAGCUACACUUUGAUUGUAAACUCUUGGGAUCUAUGAACAAAAUGCUGAAUGAGCUUUUCCCGUUGGGCACAGUCCGUUUACUUGGAAUUUCUAGACGCAAAAUUAGGCUUCUAACGUACCUUCUCAAACAUGCACAGAACACCGGAGAUGGUUCUGCCCUAAAUGUGAAAACGAUUGAAUUGUUUCGCAUCGUUCGUACUGAAUGGCCAGGAUUUCGAGAAAUUUUAGGUCUGAUGGCAACUGGAAAAGAUGGGAAGACAUCGCAGAUUGAAGCAGGAGAACCGAAUAAAGAAGCAGACCAAAUUGUCACCUUUGCAAAUCCACAGCAUACAGUAGCAGGAACCGAACAGGAAGGAAGAAUCCCACCUGCCGGUAUCCCUGAGGUGAUUAUUAAGCCAUCAUCACAAGAAGAACUGAAACACAAUUUAGAACAACCAGAUUCCACCAAGGAAGCUGAUGACCCUGUGACCAGAAUGACACCUGAAGAGGAAAAAACCCAAAGUAAAAGCUACAAAUCAGAAGAAGCCCAUUUGGAACCACUUGUCAAUUAUUACAAACGCGAUACCCUGAAGAGAUUACGAGAAAAGGUAGAAUCCAGCAGCCAGGAUAUGCCUGUGUUUCCUUCUCACCAGUCAGAUAUCAGUGUCCUUCAAACCGUGCAGUCUAUGGGUCUACAGGAGCUAGCUGAAUCACAGUUUGGUGAAUGUCACUCAUCUGACGCAGUAAAGGAUUUGGUUCGCUGCUUGCCAGAUGUGACGAUGCUAGAAAGUCUCGUUCUUGUUGGAACGAUUCUGAGUUCAGAAAAUAUCUGUUUCCUGGCAAGGAAUCUGGGCAGACUCCCGAAGUUGCAGACAUUUGAUCUUCGUCUGAAUAAGCUUUUUGACGACUGUGCCUUCGAAGCACUAACCGACUCACUCCAUGCUUCCAAGCAGUUGAAGGACUUGAGACUUUCUUUAUACAAGGUCUCCAUUGAAGGGUUCAACAACGUCAAGAAAAAAAUGGAGAUAGGUGGGGGACCGGCGUGGGAAAGACUGAAGACGCUGUAUCUGCUACACGCCUCCCAUGCAGAAACAUUUGUGGAAUUCUUUUCCAACAGCGUGAAAUAUCUUCGAGAUAUUGAAUCAAUUCACAUCUCAGUCUCUUCCCCAGGAUACAUACUGUCAGACCGUGUAGUCCUAGAGACAAAACAGAACUUGGAAAAUCAGGAGUAUGUGACUCACCUGGAAAGCGUUGACAUUGAUAACAUUGAGAAACUGAAAUUUCAGUUGGCUUCGUUAAAACUCCCCAAGGCGAAAAGAAAAAAAGAAGCAUGGUAUUCUUCAAACCACUGACAUCGGAGGAAAUAUUGGGCAGGUUGCUAAGAAUAUUCCAAGCACUGCGGACAUCAAGGGAUCAGGAAAGGGAGCUUUAGUUGGGGCCAAAGUUGUUGGUAAAGUGUUCGGAAAACCAGGAAAAAUUAUUGGAGCCGCAGCGGGGGCAGUGGUAGGCUCCGUGUUAAAAUGACGACGCAGUGUCUACAUCAUUCUUUGCAUUGACUUAUUUUUACUUUAAAUUAUACG
Molecule: messenger RNA, 5121 nt
Organism: Acanthaster planci (crown-of-thorns starfish)
Lineage: Eukaryota; Metazoa; Echinodermata; Asteroidea; Valvatida; Acanthasteridae
Source: RefSeq, a predicted model, not a curated record